UCCGACAAGAGGCAGAAACUCAGCGUGAAACUACUUAAUACUAACAAUCAUUCAGUGGAGUGUAGCUUAAAGAUACUAUUUUGUAUUUAUUUGUAUUUUGCUGAAGCUUUUCAUCAGUUAAUCAUGGUAUCUCUGAUCUACCUGACUGUACUGACAACAGCUGUCAUCACACAGGUGAUUGCUAGCUGCCCAGCAGUGUGUGAGUGCCCUGCAGACCCCCUGGUUUGCCCUCCAGGGGUUAGCACUGUGCCAGAUGGAUGUGGGUGUUGCAAGGUGUGUGCAGCACAGCUCAACCAGGACUGCAGCCCCAUGAGGCCUUGUGACCACCACAAAGGGCUGGAGUGUAAUUACGGCAACGAUGUAACCAUGGCCUGGGGCAUCUGUCGAGCUAAAUCUGAGGGACGCACAUGCGAGUACAAUGGCAGGAUCUACCAAAAUGGCGAGAGCUUCCGUGCCGGCUGUAAACACCAGUGUACCUGCAUUGACGGUGCUGUUGGCUGCGCUCCUCUCUGUAACAACAAGCUGCCACCAGCUUCACCAUCCUGCCCCUACCCACGGCUAGUCAGGAUACCUGGGCAGUGCUGCUUCAGUGUGGAUUGCCAUAAGGGCACCUGGCGCCUCCCACCUAAGCAUCAGGUGCCUCCACCACAGCAACACCUGCCCAGACCUGAGCACCAUCCAGCUCAACGCCAGCCUGAAAAUGCGCUGGCCAACGAGCUAGCAGAUGUUAAGUCCAGCGGCUGGGAGAGUGAACGUGGCUACAAACACCUGCCUGUGUGGAACCAUCUGAAGGAAAAGAAGUGUCAAGUGCAAACCACAGACUGGUCCCAGUGCUCUCGCAGCUGUGGGAUGGGUGUUUCUUCUCGAAUCACCAACAAGAACCCUCAGUGUAAACUGGAGAGAGAGACGAGGAUCUGUACCGUACGCCCAUGCCAAGGCCUGAACGUCCCAGCCAAGACAGGGAGGAAGUGCUCCCCAACCCAGAAAGCCCCAGAGCCCAUCCACCUGUCCUACGCAGAAUGCGUGAGUGUCCGCCGCUACCGGCCCAACUACUGCGGUAUGUGUGCAGAUGAACGGUGCUGCUCCCCACGCCGCACCCGCACUGUACCUGUGACCUUUGUCUGCCCGGAUGGAGAGCAUUUCCAGAGGUCGGUCAUGUUUAUCCAAUCGUGUAAAUGCAGUCAUGACUGCGGCCACCUCAAUGAAGUGGCCCUCCCUCCACAGCACUGGAUGUACGGAGACACACACAAGUUCAUAGACUAGUACUGAGGAGUCCCUUUUUUUGUUAUAAUUUCAAUGUGAUGAGGUCAACUUUCUUGAUGAAGGAAGACACUUCAAGACGAGGAGCCAUUUUUCUCAUCUGGCUCCAAGUGAGUGAAGACCACAGGCACCCGCCUGACUGCAAAGACUGCAGGCAGGAAGGGCCGCCUCAGUUUUGUUCACAAUCAUGAAGGCAACCCUUAAUGUAAUAUGUGUGACCGGAGAGGAUUGUACACUUCCCUGCUCCUGUUCAAACAGAUGUGGGACCUAAAAUUAGAGCCCUGAAGUGCCCCUGGACUUCCUCCACUCUACACUGAUUGCUGGUUCAGGGGUGGAGGAUAUUUUUUGAGACCCUCAGGUCAGCCUGAGAAGAGAAACACUACAAGAGCAACGAAGCACUUUGUUUAGCACUGAAAUUUACUGAACUAUAACUUUGGCAGCAGUGCACAAGGAUCACCAUACCUGCAUCAAUAGCCUGGUAAUGACUACAUACCCCACAAUGCAUUGCAACUACUCAGUGACAAGCAGCAAGAGAGUAACUUUUGCCACUUUUAUGUAGAAAACCCUAGAGUAUAAUGCAAAUUGAGGACAGAUUAUUCAAAAUAUAUAAACUGAACACGCCAUGAACAAACACAGACUGCACCAAUUGUGCUUUUUGUGACAUGCUGACAUGUCAAGCCAUCUAAAUUUACACACAGCAAUGAGUGACACUUUCCAUGUAACACAGACUGUUAAAUGAUAAGGAACACUACCUGGAACUGAAACAAGCGUCAACAGGGACUGGACCAACGCCAAUGUAUUUCCCAAAGACAUCUGAUUUCUUGUUUGUGCAUUUAAUGCAGCUUAGAGAUAUGUCUUACACAAACCUGUUUUUCUUGAGUUCAUUUUGGAUCACACUGUAUUCUGUUAAAUGCAUUUUCUUUAUUUUGAUCCAAGUUUAUAUAAUGGUCACAUUUAUCCACUUCUAUGGAUUGAGACACCACAGUAGCUGUCACAAGUUUUUGUUGGUCCAUCCACGUGAUAAAACUGGCUGCUGGG
Molecule: messenger RNA, 2298 nt
Organism: Seriola dumerili (greater amberjack)
Lineage: Eukaryota; Metazoa; Chordata; Actinopteri; Carangiformes; Carangidae
Product: protein CYR61-like
Exons: 6
Coding region: 124-1263 (379 amino acids)
Biological process (GO): signal transduction
Cellular component (GO): extracellular region
Molecular function (GO): protein binding
Source: RefSeq, a predicted model, not a curated record